AUGGCCCGCAAGCCCCUCCGCAUCCUCUGCUUCGGCGACUCGCUCACCUCGGGCUACUUCUGCUUCGGCAUGGACUCGCACCCGUACUCGCUGAAGCUCGAGGACAAGCUCACCGGCGCGCUGCCCGGCGUCGACGUCGAGACCGUCACCAACGGCGUCCCCGGCGAUGUCGCCACCUUUAAGCGCUUCACCGACCGCAUGAGAGACGAGUACAGCAAAAGCUCAUUUGACUGGGCCAUCGUCCUUGCCGGGACCAACGACUUGGCAUAUGGCAUCUCCACUACAAGCAUUUAUGAGUCCCUCCAGGAAACUUGGAACAUAGCUCUUUCCAAGGGAAGCAAAGUCCUCGCCCUCACUGUCCCCGAGUGCGAGUCCAGGUCAGAGAAGCUCACCAAGAGGCGAGACGAGCUCAAUCGCAGCAUUAUGAAUCACCAACAACCCAACUUCCACUGCUUCGACCUUAGAUCUCACAUCCCGUUCCACUCCCUUUCCGAGGAUGACCGCGAAAAAUACUGGGACGACGGCCUGCACCUGCGGGACGAUGGAUACGACUGGAUGGGAGGCCACAUCGCCAAUGCCCUGAUAAGCAUCAUCAAGCAAGGUGGAGAGCCGGGGCCAGCAACCUCAACGGCUAGGAGGCGGUCAUCUAGACCGUCUAGAGAGGAAUCAUCUCUUUUAGAGGAGACCGGCAACCCUCGCAACAUCAGCGAGGGGUAUGUGGUCGUCAGGAAGAAAGACCUGGACUGA
Ilyonectria robusta is the source of this 747-nucleotide messenger RNA. RefSeq names its product SGNH hydrolase-type esterase domain-containing protein. Gene Ontology annotation, molecular function: phosphatidylcholine lysophospholipase A1 activity. The record is from RefSeq and is a predicted model, not a curated record. Bases 1 to 747 code for a protein of 248 amino acids. The transcript has 4 exons. NCBI's taxonomy places the organism in Eukaryota, Fungi, Ascomycota, Sordariomycetes, Hypocreales, Nectriaceae.